AUGGGGAGCAACGCCGCCGGCAAGCCGCCGGCCGCCGCUGCCGCCGUGUCGUGGGAGUUCCACGCGACGGGGCCUCGCAACCUCUCCACCCCGGGCUGGAGGGACCUCAUCCGCUCCAGCUGGAGAGAUCCAAACUACAGAAGAAUUGCAAUGUCGUGCUUUGUGCAGGCCGCAUAUCUACUGGAGCUGGACAGGCAGGAGAGCAGAACUGGUGAAGCUGCCCUCGCUCCCAACUGGUGGAAGCCCUUCAAAUACAAGCUGGUGCGCCCUCUCAUCGAUUCCAGAGAUGGAUCCAUCUACGGGGCACUUCUAGAAUGGGACCAGCUCGCUGCCCUCGCUGAUCUGAUAGUGGUCAAGCCUCAAGGUGCUCCCAAGGUAGUCCUCGCUCUCAGGGGGACCGUGCUGAAACAGCUGACUGUGGUGAGAGACCUGGAAGAUGACCUUCGGUUGUUUGCCCUGGACAGUUUGAGGGGUUCCGUCAGGUUCACCGGUGCGCUGGAGGUGCUCAAAUUGGCAAUCCACAAGCAUGGCAGCGCCAAUGUGUGCGUUGCCGGCCAUUCCCUGGGGGCAGGCUUUGCUCUGCAGGUUGGCAAGGCCUUGGCCAAGGAUGGAACCUUUGUGGAGUGCCAUUUGUUUAACCCACCGUCAGUGUCACUUGGCACGGGCCUCAGAAAAUUUCAGGAGAAAGCCAGCAGUGUCCUUAAGCGAUAUAUAAGUAGAAGCGGCAGCAGCUCUUCAUCAAAUGUUUCCCCAGGAGAGGAGCAACAAGCCGCCUCUCAAGUUGAAGUUGGAGAAGAAGAGCUGAACAAGGAGGUCAAAAGAUGGGUGCCAAAUCUGUACAUAAACAGCUGCGAUUACAUUUGCUGCUUCUACGCUGAUCGUAGCGGUGUCGCUGCCGUCACCACGGAGAAGCGUUCUGGGGUGCAUUCCAAGCUGUACGUGAUUGCCAAAGGACCAAGCAAGUUCCUGGAGGCUCACGGGCUGCAGCAAUGGUGGUCCGAUGAUUCCGAGCUCCACUUGGCCGUGCACGACAGCAAACUCAUGUAUAGGCACCUUAAGUCCCUCUAUGUCUAA
Messenger RNA from Miscanthus lutarioriparius, 1074 nucleotides. The record is from the annotation of a GenBank genome assembly. Lineage: Eukaryota; Viridiplantae; Streptophyta; Magnoliopsida; Poales; Poaceae.